Molecule: messenger RNA, 970 nt
Organism: Dreissena polymorpha
Lineage: Eukaryota; Metazoa; Mollusca; Bivalvia; Myida; Dreissenidae
Exons: 6
Coding region: 84-740 (218 amino acids)
Source: RefSeq, a predicted model, not a curated record
GGACGUAUUCAAGCAUUUAUAGAGAAAUUGAAACUCACCAAUAUUUUAUUGCAAAAGUUACGGAAUACAUUGAAAUUAUUACAAUGGCUGGGUUCUCAUUUUGGAAGUUCUGUGUACACUUUUGGAUCGCAUGCUGUAUUCCGGUUAGAAGCCUUCAGAGUCAGCAUGACUGGGUUAAAACCAAUAUGUCGUCGUUCGAAAACUGCAACAGAACUGAAGCUGUGGUAUACGGUUAUAACCUAACCGUUUCACCCAGUCCUAUUAUUCUACAUCCGGACAUACAUGACAACACCGUUCCACCAAAAGUCAAAGUGCAGGGUCACUUUAUCGUGACAAGAAAAGUACCGUCCGAUGAGAAUGGGAAAUUUGAGCUCCUCAACUCGUUCAUUCUGUCAGCAGACAACACAACCACUGAACUCUGUCAGAUCUUACCACUUGACUUCUGUCACGUGACAGACGUAUGUUAUAUUCUCAACAAAUGGAUGAACUUACCAAUCUGUCCCAUCUUGUUCGACGACGGCAGCGGUCCUAAGGGAUGGGAUUGCCAAUGCCCGUUCGAACAGGGGACGUACAUAAUGCCGCGAGAAGAAUUGGCAAUAAACGUAUAUUUUCCCUUUCGACUACAUGCAGAUUUCAAUAUCAUAGCAAAGAUCAAAGAAAAUGGAGUACCGUUGGGAUGCGGCUCAUUCAAAUUUUCAGUGCGGAAAGCGACUGAUCCCGAGGUUUUUAAUGUAACGUAGAGGUCAUCGUAAAUGUGUCGUGGUCAACAAGAUGUCGGAUUUACAAUACCAUCACUGUUUUUAUGUAGCUUUUGUAGCUUUUUAUAAACAAAUAUUAUUAUUGAACUAGAAACAAUUACAAUAGUGAAUUUAAACAGGCAUAUUAAUGUUUCUUCGACCUUAUUCGUGCUCGGUUGCAAUGUGUUCACGUCGAUCGAAUAUUAAAAUGAAAUAAACGCUAAUAACUCUCA